AUGGAAAUAGAUGAGGGACUUGAUUGUAUCUCUGAACCUUCGAAUCGUUCAGGAAGGAAUGUUGAUGUGGAUAUUGAUGUAAAUGCUUUUUUGGUGGAUGAAACAUCAUCGGAUGAUUCAGAUGAAAUUGCUGUGUUUGAUAGUCGAGAUCUAAGCCUUUUGAGUGAUGAAAGAAAAACGUUAUGUGAGGAGAGGAUGCGUAAUUUGUAUAAAACGCUCCGCUACAAUGGAUCGGAAUAUAAAACACGGAGGAAUAUUUACGGGUUUUUAACACUAGACACUGAUUUCUUUGACCAUAUCCAAGAGACGAUCACUGUUGAUUUCAAUGAGGAAAAGAUUGCCGAAGCUGUCAUUGUAUUUCAUGUUAAUAAAAUGGGAAUAAAAGAUGGCGCGGCUAAAAUGGCGGUAUCAGUAUUCGAUUUUAUUGUCCUUUUAAUGGAUUAUAUUUGGAAAGAACGUGACAAAACAGUCGAAAAUUACAGUAUAUCUCGGAUUGCUGGCUACCUUGGCGUGGAUCGUGCUCAUAUGCUUAUUCUUGGCAAUUUGAUAAACAAUGACAUCGCCUUAGCUCCCUCAGAAAUAGCUGUUAAGACUCUUUCUGAGCCGAUUGAGUUAAUUGUGAUGUUGACAAUGUUACUGGCGCAAAUGUAUGGUUGGCCUGUUGCUGAGGAUUUCAAUAUGAAAUGGAAAAGUAUUGAGACAUCUUCUAUAGCAUCCGAUGAAGAAGCUAUGCAAUCUAUGGAUGAUUUUGUAGCCAUUGCGCGCGAAGUAUUGGAAGAUUUCAAAAAUGAUCAGUCAUCUCCUCUUUGCCGACACAUAAAUGAUGAUUGUAUCAAUGAUUUAGUGAUGAUAUCAAGCGAACUGACAAAAUAUGCUAGUAAUCUUCUCAAUGAACUGCGAAAUUUGUCCUCACCGAAUGAAAGUAUAUCGCAAGGGAAUAUUUUAACUCAAGACCGGAUAAAUCAAGCAGAGAUAUUGGUAAAUGAGCAUUGUGCAAAUAUGACGGAGAAAUCGGUGAUUGAUUCGCAGAAGAAUGAUCAAAAAUUUUCAGCUAUAACUAGUGAAGAAGUGAGUGUUGUCAAUGUGACUCACAAUGAACAUAUAGAAAGGAAUUACGUCAUUAUCAGUGAUCCCGUCAAUAUUAGUGAUAUUCCGAAUGGAUCCUUCUGUUUAGCUCGUCAACAGAAAGCAUAUAAUUUCGUUCGUUGCCAGAUUGUUGAGAAGGUAUCUCCGCGUGAAUACAACGUACUGUUUGGUGAUGGUUAUGAGGAAAUAAUUGAUAUAUCGCGUAUAGCUCGUAAAAUAGAGGGUCAUUUGCAUAUGUGGGAAGGUGUACGCGUAUGUGCUUUAUAUGAACCAAAACUUCAGUUUGGUCGGUAUCGGAAAGCAUUUUAUUCAGGAAUAGUAGGUGUAGGACCACAUGGAUUCUCGCGAAAUGAAAUGCUGAUAUUUUUUGAUAAUGGCAUUGAUAGUUUCGUUCACGAACGUACAGUUUAUAUUCUUGCGGAACAGAAGUGUAGACUUCACAAUUACAAAGAAGAAAUAGAUCGUCGCAACAACUGGUGUCUAGUACCACAGUUUCGACAAAAGUUUGUUAAACAUUAUUUGAAGAAUUUUCCGGAUUGGCCACUUGUACCGAUGAAACGUAAGGAAAACACACAACGUGUAAACAUUCUCCGAGAGGGUAGACCUCAUUCUGCAUAUGUUUUGCGAACUGAAAGACAAUUCGCAUUACUACGUUUUCCAAUUCGUGGCAGAUUUGGUGCAGAUUGUGUGGUAACCCCAUGCAUUCGUCACAGACAUAUAGAUGAAUGGAUUUAUCGUGGCUCAGAAAGAUUAGAAGCAAUUCGUCAAACAAUUGAUAGAUUGGAAAAAGUCGAGCAACAAGAAAAAAUGGGAGUUAAGGUUCCAGUGCGUUCCAGGCGGGAAGCACGAUUAGCUCACAGUUUAGGAUACAAAUUUUCAUUGCCGGGACAAAAUAUCUCAGAUACGAAUCUAAGCAAAAAGGUGGAGCUUUGUCCGCGUGGUCGAGCUCUACUAAGUGAUAGUGAACAGAUUUAUAUCAGGCGUCAAACGGCUCGAAAAGGAGGAAUACUAGGCGUGCAGCAUGAGAAUGAUUUUCAAGAUUAUUCAGUUAUUGAAGGAAGAGUACCUCGUUUACGCAAAGAGAAGAACCUUUUUGUACAAGAUAUACCGGAAUGGAACAACUUGCAACAAGUCGUCCACUCACAUUGUACGAUCAGGUGUUUACAGUGCCUAGAUAAAGAUCCAUAUGACAAAGAAUUUGGCGGUUGCUCUCCUUAUAUGAUUCCUCUACUAGUGGGUUGGUCACGUGAAAUUGUAACAUUCACGAGAAGGGCUAAAGUAGCUCAUUCUCGUAAAGCUACUGGUUCUGCUGUGGUUUAUCGUACACCAUGUGGAAUCUCUAUCUACAAUUUGAAUCAGAUUACGAAAUAUUUGAAAGAUACAUCUAGCCGCUUAACCAUUGAUUUGUUCACAUUUGAUCGAACAAUUCGUCCGAAUAUAAUUUAUCGAACACCGGUUAAAGCUAAGCUAGUGGAUGAUUUUACAAAUGGUUAUGAAGCUAUCCCAAUUUCUGUUUAUAAUGAAAUUGAUGAUGAAUUACCACCAAAAGUUGAAUAUGAUCCACGACGAUAUCCAUACGAUAAGGAGACAGACAUAUCAUCCAUAUCACUUGAUUUUUGUAGUGGAUGUACCUGCACUGACGAUUGUGCGGAUGAGACCCGGUGUGAGUGUCGUUUAUUAACUCGCUCAGAAGUACUACGUCUGGAUAAAAGUCUUCAACCCUCAUUUGCUAAAGGAUAUAUGUAUCGUAAUUUGGCACUUGGAGGAGCUGAUGAAUCUUACUUGUCAGGUUUAUAUGAAUGUAAUGAAAAAUGUGGAUGCAGUCGGAGUAACUGUCAUAAUCGAGUGGUGCAACAAGAGAUGAAAAUUCCUCUUGAGUUGUUUAAAACAGAAAAAAUGGGUUGGGGUGUUCGAUCGAUGAUUGAUAUUCCACCUGGAGUUUUCUUAUGUACUUACGCUGGUGCUAUUCUUACGGACAGUCAAGCGGAAAAGGAAGGCAAGGCGUUCGGUGACGAAUAUUUUGCCGAUGUAAAUUUGGUAGAUAACGUUGAAAAGGAGAAGCAUAAUGCUGGUGUUGAUUUGGGAGAUUCAAAUGACGGCUAUUAUUCAGAUGACGAAAAUAAUUGUGGUGGUGGGCCUAAUUUAUCACUCGAGAGUGGAUUGAUUACUACUGAUGAAGAUUCGUCUGAGGAAGACGACGAUUAUGAUAGUGGCCAAGAUUCGUCGUUCUCUUCAGAAGGAAAUCAUUCCGAAACUAGAACUGUCAAAACUCAGAAACGUCGGAAACUUAUGCAAGAAGGUGAUGAAGAACAACAGAAUUCUUCAAUAAGGGAAUCAGAAAAGAAUGAAUUAGCAGCAGCGGAUUUGGAUUAUGCUCGUUCAUCACUUGUUAUGGCGGAAUCAGACUUUGCAGGUGGGACGAAAUCAGACAAUGAUGAUAUGCCGGCAGUUGAACCAGCAGGUCCACCCGAAGGUCGUUUCGAUAUGAUAAGAUACGUUGAAAACAUGGAACUUCCAUCAUUGUACACAAUUGAUGCAAAGAAAAAGGGUAAUAUUGGACGAUUUUUUAAUCACAGCUGUCAACCCAACAUUCGUGCUCAAUUGGUAUAUGUUGAUACUCAUGAUUUUCGAUUACCUUGGAUUGCAUUUUUUACGACAACAAAGAUCUCUGCGGGUUCAGAACUGUUUUGGGAUUAUGGUUAUUCGGAAGGUACUGUAGAUGGAAAGCAGCUUGAAUGCUUUUGCGGAUCACGUACUUGUCGCAAGCGACUUCUCUAAAGCUCUUUGCUGCUUGAUAAAUGAUUUUUCCAAUGUCUCGUUGAGCUAC
Molecule: messenger RNA, 3913 nt
Organism: Loa loa (African eye worm)
Lineage: Eukaryota; Metazoa; Nematoda; Chromadorea; Rhabditida; Onchocercidae
Product: pre-SET domain-containing protein family protein
Exons: 31
Coding region: 1-3864 (1287 amino acids)
Biological process (GO): heterochromatin organization; negative regulation of gene expression
Cellular component (GO): nucleus
Molecular function (GO): histone H3K9 methyltransferase activity; protein binding; DNA binding
Source: RefSeq, a predicted model, not a curated record